Molecule: messenger RNA, 831 nt
Organism: Penicillium waksmanii
Lineage: Eukaryota; Fungi; Ascomycota; Eurotiomycetes; Eurotiales; Aspergillaceae
Product: putative peroxisomal dehydratase
Exons: 5
Coding region: 1-831 (276 amino acids)
Cellular component (GO): peroxisome
Source: RefSeq, a predicted model, not a curated record
AUGUCUGCCCCCGGCGCUAGUCACGAAUUCCCUGCCAAGCCAGUCUCCUGGCAAAAGCGCGAUGUCCUGUUGUUCGCCAACAGCAUCGGCUGCAAGGCCGACGAGCUACAGUUCCUUUAUGAACUUCACCCCAGCUUCUCAGUCUUCCCGACCUACCCCCUGAUCUUGCAUCAGGAGGUCACGAAUUUCUAUGAGCGCCAGUCGGCCGUUCACAUCCCUGGGGUUCCGAAAUUGGAUCACCGCCAUGGAGUCGAUGGCCAGCGCAAGCUGACCAUCCUCAAGCCGCUUCCUCCCACUAGCGCUGGACGCAAGUUUGAGCUGCGCAACAAGGUCAUCGGUGUCUACGACAAGGGCAAGCCCGGAACCGUCAUGGAAACUGAGCAGUCUAUUGUCGACGCAGAAAGUGGUGAGGUGUACAGCAAGGGCAAGGCUCCUGAUGCCACUCACGUCAUUCAGAGCACCAACGAGACUGCACACCUGUACCGUUUGAACGGAGACUAUAACCCUCUGCACGCCACCCCCGAGCCCGGUCAGAAGAUGGGCUUCGGCGGUAUCAUCAUCCACGGCCUGUUCAGCUGGAACUCUGCCGCCCACGGCAUCCUGCGCGAGCUUGGAGGCAGCAACCCUGACAAUAUCAAGGAAUUCCAGGCUCGCUUCGCGUCGCCUGUUCGUCCCAAUGACAAGCUUACUACCGAGAUCUGGCGGAUGGGCGAUGUUCAGGCGGAUGGGUUUGAGGAGGUCCGCUUUACUACCAAGAACCAGACUGGCAAGGUUGUCCUGAGCAAUGGCCGCUGUCUGCUGAAGGUUGUUAGCCCCAAGAGCAAGCUGUGA